This is a messenger RNA of Eriocheir sinensis (Chinese mitten crab), 2117 nucleotides long. RefSeq names its product NAD-dependent protein deacylase Sirt4-like (gene Sirt4). Gene Ontology annotation, molecular function: NAD-dependent protein lysine deacetylase activity; NAD+ binding. Lineage: Eukaryota; Metazoa; Arthropoda; Malacostraca; Decapoda; Varunidae. The record is from RefSeq and is a predicted model, not a curated record. Bases 357 to 1277 code for a protein of 306 amino acids. The transcript has 6 exons.
ACCCCAAUUUAACCUGACCUAACCUAAGAAUGCUAAACUAACCCAAACUGACUCUCAUCCCAUGUCUAUCAAGUGUAUGUAGCACAGGAUAGUCUCCCCAGAAAGGGCUAAUAUUUCUUUCCCAGGAGGUGAAGGGGAGACUGAGCUGAUGUAAUAGGGUGAUGUAAUAGUCUGUGGUGCUUGCAAUACAUCCUAACCAGCCCCUUUAAACAUUCCAGAAGAAGAGGAAAAGGGAAAUCAAGCUGUGAAUACUAAUAAGGAGGAAUACCAGGAGUCAGAGGAAGGAGAAAGUCUGAGUUCUGAGCCGAAGGUUUGCUGGCCUAUAUUAUCACCAUUACUCUGCCUGUGAGGGUGUUAUGUACAAGAAGCACCUGGAAUGUCUCACAGCCUUAUGGAACGGGCCAAGGCGAUGGAGCUCCCAAUACGCCUUCGUGCCCAAACACCAGCCAUGCGAGGACGCCGUGCUCUCGCAGCUGCAGGAGUUCCUCUAUGACACCAAGCGGCUGUUUGUCCUGACCGGGGCCGGGAUUUCCACAGAGAGCGGCAUCCCUGAUUAUCGGUCCGAAGGUGUUGGACUGUAUGCCACCUCGGACCGGAGACCUAUUCAGUAUAAGACCUUCAUGGAGAGCAGUAAGGCACGGCAGAGGUACUGGGCCAGAAACUACGUCGGGUGGCCACGCUUCUCCUCGGUGAACCCCAACGCGGCCCACAAGCACCUCGCAGCAUGGGAGAAGCAGGGGAAGAUGGCCUGUGUGGUGACGCAGAAUGUGGAUCGUCUCCACCACAAGGCAGGGACGUCUGUGGUUCAUGAACUGCACGGUUCGGCCUUCACCGUGAUCUGCAUGAGCUGUCGACGGCAGGUGGUGCGGCACAGCUUCCAGACACGCCUCACCCGGCUCAACCCGUACCUCUCUGUCAAGCCUGCAGAGAUACGACCUGACGGGGAUGUGGAUUUGACUGAUGAGGAGGUCAAUAGCUUCCAAGUCCCCUCCUGUGAGAGCUGUGGCGGCAUCCUGAAACCCCACCUUGUGUUUUUCGGGGAGAGCGUGCCGAGGGAGCGCGUGGAGAGGGUCAAGAGGCAACUGGCGGAGUGUGACGGGCUGCUGGUAUUGGGGUCAUCCCUCUACGUCUACUCAGGCUACAGGUUCAUCUUGGCGGGAGCGGAGCUGGGGCUGAGGAUGUGUGCCGUCAACAUUGGACCUACCCGCGGCGACCCUCACUUCCUCAUAAAGGUGAAUGCUCGGUGCGGCGACGUUUUGCCUCGCCUCCAGUUAUGACGCAGAGAACCUACCAUUGUAACCUUCCCGUGAUGUGUUGGGUUGUUUUGGAUUUUAUCGUGUUCAAAAGUCUACAGUAUUUGAAGCAUGUAUAAGAUCAGUGUCGCUAUGUAGCUCUUAGACAUGGGUUAAUGAAGUUGGAGGAUGUGUUACUUGGUUGUGAUCAGGGAUUAUCGAGGUAUAUGGAGAGAUGGGGUGUCCAGUGAGGAGGUGGUGAGAAGAUGUGGGUUAAAGGAGCUGAGUACAGUGCUGAGUGUAUGGAGAUUCGGGUGGUUUGGGCAUGUGAAGAGGCGGGUGGUUGGUGAGGCUUUAGGGAGAGUUCUUGGGAUGGAAGUGCUAGGUCGCCACCCACCAGGCAGGCCAAGGAAGGCACAGAGGCAGUGUGUUGGAGAGGGUUUAGCAGCAUUGGGCAUUGGAGAGGCUGAGGCUGAGGCAGUGGACAGAAAUAGUUGGGAGUGUAUUGCUGUCACUACUUUGUGAAACUGAAUUGAGGUGUGUUACCAGCUUAGUCUGUGAACACCAACCCCGGCUGUAUGGGCACACUGCAUGCCUCCCAGAUGGUGAUCCUGCUCAUAGGGUUGUUUCAGUGCAAGACAACCCUAAAUGGAAGAGGUCAAAGGGGCACCCAUGCAACUCAUGGCUGGGACGAGUCGAAUGAUCCUGCCACAAGGGGCUUGAGGUGACUAGGGCAGCUGUGUGGGGUCUUCCUCAGGCUGACUGUCGGGAAUGGAUGCGGCGAGUGAAAGAAAUUACACAGCCCAUGGUGUAUGCUCCCCAUUUUAUAUAUGUAUAUAUAUGUAUAUACACACAUGUAUGAAUAAAUAUUGAUUAAUUAAUAUA